This is a messenger RNA of Lolium rigidum, 1390 nucleotides long. Its product is annotated as protein RGF1 INDUCIBLE TRANSCRIPTION FACTOR 1-like. The record is from RefSeq and is a predicted model, not a curated record. The transcript is spliced from 3 exons. NCBI's taxonomy places the organism in Eukaryota, Viridiplantae, Streptophyta, Magnoliopsida, Poales, Poaceae. Bases 193 to 963 code for a protein of 256 amino acids.
AUCAAAUGCUCGCGGAGUCUUCAUCCCUCCCAUUUGUUUACCUUCCACCUGUGUCGCACUACUUUUCUCCGGUCUACAAAGCCGUCACACUCCUGUGGCCUGUGCCGGCGAACUGCUUUCCUCAAAGCCUCUCUCCUCUACCUAGCUGCUCUCUCGCAUCCACAUUCUCCUCGUUUCAGCGGCCAGCUCGAGAUGGCAAUAGACCAUGCGUCCCCUCUGGCACUGAAGAGCAGCGGCGACAAGGGAGGAGCGGAGUGCGAGGAGGAGGAGGAUGCGGGGAACCAGCGGUGGCCGCCGUGGCUGAAGCCGCUGCUGGCGACGAGCUUCUUCGUGCAAUGCAGGGUCCACGCGGACGCGCACAAGAGCGAGUGCAACAUGUACUGCCUGGACUGCGCCAACGGCGCGCUGUGCCCGCUGUGCCUCGCCGGCCACCGCGGCCACCACGCCAUCCAGGUGCGGCGGUCGUCGUACCACGACGUGGUCCGGGCGUCGGAGAUCCAGCGGGUGCUGGACAUCGGCGGCGUGCAGACGUACGUCAUCAACAGCGCGCGCGUGGUGUUCCUGAACGAGCGGCCGCAGCCGAGGCCCGGCAAGGGCGUCACCAACACCUGCGAGGUCUGCGAGCGCAGCCUCCUCGACACCUUCCGCUUCUGCUCCCUCGGGUGCAAGAUUGUAGGCACUUCUGGCGGCUACCGGCCGAGGAAGAAACAAAGCAGCAGCGGCGGCAACGGCAGCGGCAGCAGGAAGAAGAAGAAGAGAGCGGCGCUCAAGGACGCGCGGUCGGAGUCGGAGCACUCGUGCACCAGCACCAGCGGCGGCGGCAGCAGCGACAAGAGCAGCGUGGUGCAGAGCUUCACGCCGUCCACCCCGCCGGCCGCCUCCAGCAGCUGCCGCACCGGCAGCAAGCGCCGGAAGGGCGUCCCGCACCGGUCGCCGUUCGGCAGCCUCAUCGUGGAGCUCUAGGACGGCGCGCGUGGCGAAGCGCGCUCGUGUCUGCCGGCCCUGAUCAACAACACUCUGUAGCAUACUGUAUACACUAGACAUGACAUAGCCAAGAGCCCAACCAAGAAGGUAAUAACUGCGCGCCCUGGACGGCGAGCCGUGUGCUGCGCUUCGAGGUCAGCCGCCGGCCGGCGUAAUAGUGCAGGGGAGAGACUUCGCUAUAGCUUGUUUUACUUUCAGUUUCAAAUUUUAGCUACAGUUGAGCUAUAGCUAGUUAGUAGUAUCAGUAACGACGACGACUAAGCUUUUUGAAUUUGUAAUAUAUAACCUCCACAUGGUAGAUCGUAGAUGUACAUAGAAGAUGUGUAUCCCAGAUGUGGAGCAGGACUGCAGGGGGCAGUGGCAGUAUGUGCAGGGGCCAAGAAAUAAGAAAUGCUGCUCUCAGUUA